AUGCAAUUAACGGGCCCACACGGUAUUGCAUACAAUGCAAUUAACGGGCCCACACCAAAAAGUCUAGGAAACCUUAAUGAUCUUGAAAAAUUUUCGGCAUCUGCCAAUCCACUUGGAACUAAUAGCGGGAAUGAAUUGCAUAACAUUAUUAAUACGUUGUCCAACUGUUCCAAUCUACGAGAGUUGGGUUUAGGUGAAAAUAACUUUAGUGGUUUGUUGCCCCAUUCCAUCGCAAAUCUCUCAAAAUUUCUGAGUUAUUUGGAUCUUGGAGAAAACUAUUUAUUUGGAAGCAUACCUGCUGGGAUUGAGAACAUUCUGAACUUACAGUAUUUCGCAGUAGUGGAUAACAUGUUUAGCGGCAGUAUUCCUGAAUCCAUUGGUAAACUCUCCAAGAUGGAACAAAUUUACAUGUACACAAAUAACCUUUCAGGAAAAAUCCCAUCCUCCAUUGGAAACCUCAGCCAGCUAAGCAUCCUUGCCCUUGCUGACAAUAAGCUAGAGGAAAGGAUACCCGACUCCUUGGGAAAUUGUAAACGUCUUCUAGCAAUUGAUCUAUCGUUCAAUAACCUCAUCGGAACGAUACCUGAACAAAUUUUCGAGCUUUCAUCCCUGUCUAUUGGUCUCUUCCUAGUUGAUAAUCAGUUAACAGGACCGAUACCAAUGCAAAUCGGUAACUUGAGAAAUCUUGGAAAGCUGUACUUAUCAAAUAACAAAUUAUCAGGAGCAAUCCCAGCAACUCUUAGCAGUUUCCAAGUGUUGGAACUCCUUUCUCUCGAUGGAAAUCAUUUUGAAGGUCCGAUUCCCGCAUCCCUCAAUCAAUUGAAAGGUAUUCGAUUCCUAGAUCUGUCUCGCAAUAAUUUGUCUGGACAAAUUCCCAAGUUCUUAGGAGAGUUGAGACUUGAAAGUCUCAACCUUUCAUACAAUAUGUUCGAAGGUGAAGUUCCAAUUGAUGGAUUGUUCAAGAAUGUUAGUGCUUUUUCAGUUGUCGGGAAUAGCAAGCUGUGCGGAGGAGUUGAAGAACUGCAGCUUCCUGCUUGUCCAGCAAACGUAUUGCAGAAAAAGAAAGGACUUCUCAACAAUAAAGUGAUUAUACCGGUAAUCACUACGUCGUUUAUUGUUGUGAUCCUACUCUGUGUCGCAACAAUUACUUUUCGAAUUAGAAGGUCAAGAAGAGAAAUUUCUUCGGCCUUACCUUUUCAAAGGGAGUUCCCGAAACUCUCCUAUGCAGAACUUCACCAAGCAACCAAUGGGUUCUCUUCUGACAACUUGAUCGGUGAGGGAAAAUAUGGUUCUGUUUUCAAAGGGAUUCUUGACUCUACUGGACAAACAAUUGCUGUGAAGGUAUUGAAACUUCAAGAACGUGGUGGGAAUAGGAGUUUCCAAGCAGAAUGUGAAGCACUCAAGAACAUUCGCCAUCGCAAUCUUGUCAAGAUAAUCACAUCUUGCUCAAGCAUCGAUUUUAAGCGCAAUGAUUUCAAGGCUUUAGUUUUCGAGUUCAUGGAAAACGGGAGCUUAGAUAACUGGUUAUACCCAGAAUGUCUUCAUGAGCAACGGGGAACUGCGAGCUUGAACCUCAUUCAACGUUUAAACAUCGCCAUUGAUGUGGCCUCUGCAUUGGAUUAUCUUCACUAUCAUUGCGAAGUAGCUAUCAUUCACUGCGACUUAAAGCCAAGCAACGUUCUUUUUGAUGGUGAUUUUUGUGCCCAUGUGAGUGACUUUGGUCUUGCAAAGAUUCUUUUACCAACUACAUGCAGAUCAAACAAUCAACAACAAUCAAGUUCAACUGCAAUUGGAGGAACAAUUGGAUAUGUUGCUCUAGAAUAUGGUACGGGUGAAGAGAUAUCAACACAAGGUGAUAUGUAUAGCUAUGGAGUGUUACUACUGGAAAUGUUAAUCGGAAAAAGACCAACUGAUUACAUGUUCAAUGACACUCUUAGCCUCUCUGGUUACACAAAACGGUUUCUUCCAGACAAGGUAUUAGAGAUCGUCGAUCCCCAGAUCAUAUUGGAAGAAGAGAGGCAUCCAAGUGGGACUCGGCAAACUAUCAUACCAAGCACUAAUAAACUUGAAGUUUGCCUUGUCUCAAUCCUUCAAAUUGGUGUUUUAUGUUGUGCUGCACUGCCCGGUGAGAGAAUGAAUGCUAGAGACGUCCUUGCAGAACUGAACAAGAUUAAAAAUGUAUUUCUCGGGGCGAGGGAACAAGGCCGGCAACAUGGUUAGGACGAACGAUUCUUAACUGAAUCAUGCAUGUAGCUUGUUUUGAUGUUCUAGAAAUAACUCUCUUUCUUAUCUCUCUGCAUCAGCCCCUCCUUGCUUUACUCUGUAUCAAACAAGCUAUGUAUGUGAUGAAAGUGGUUUCAUGGCAUUGCCACUAACAUU
Molecule: messenger RNA, 2379 nt
Organism: Rhododendron vialii
Lineage: Eukaryota; Viridiplantae; Streptophyta; Magnoliopsida; Ericales; Ericaceae
Product: probable LRR receptor-like serine/threonine-protein kinase At3g47570
Exons: 2
Coding region: 1-2220 (739 amino acids)
Biological process (GO): protein phosphorylation
Molecular function (GO): ATP binding; protein binding; protein kinase activity
Source: RefSeq, a predicted model, not a curated record